Molecule: messenger RNA, 1033 nt
Organism: Gorilla gorilla gorilla (western lowland gorilla)
Lineage: Eukaryota; Metazoa; Chordata; Mammalia; Primates; Hominidae
Gene: OVCA2
Product: OVCA2 serine hydrolase domain containing
Exons: 2
Coding region: 30-713 (227 amino acids)
Biological process (GO): response to retinoic acid
Cellular component (GO): cytoplasm; nucleus
Molecular function (GO): hydrolase activity
Source: RefSeq, a predicted model, not a curated record
GGUGUUUCCGUCGCUCCUUGCCGGGCAUAAUGGCCGCGCAGCGACCCCUGCGGGUCCUGUGCCUGGCGGGCUUCCGGCAGAGCGAGCGGGGCUUCCGUGAGAAGACCGGGGCGCUGAGGAAGGCGCUGCGGGGUCGCGCCGAGCUCGUGUGCCUCAGCGGCCUGCACCCGGUCCCCGACCCCCCGGGCCCCGAGGGCGCCAGAUCAGACUUCGUGUCCUGCCCUCCGGAGGAGCAGCCUCGAGGCUGGUGGUUUUCAGAGCAGGAGGCCGACGUUUUCUCCGCAUUGGAAAAGCCCGCCGUAUGCAGGGGCCUGGAGGAAUCACUGGGGAUGGUGGCACAGGCACUGAACAGGCUGGGGCCUUUUGACGGCCUUCUUGGUUUCAGCCAAGGGGCUGCGCUAGCAGCCCUUGUGUGUGCCCUGGGCCAGGCAGGCGAUCCCCGCUUCCCCUUGCCACGGUUUAUCAUCUUGGUGUCUGGUUUCUGUCCCCGGGGCAUUGGGUUCAAGGAAUCCAUCCUGCAAAGGCCCUUGUCAUUGCCUUCGCUCCAUGUUUUUGGGGACACUGACAAAGUCAUCCCCUCUCAGGAGAGUAUGCAACUGGCCAGCCGAUUUCCCGGAGCCAUCACCCUCACCCACUCUGGUGGCCACUUCAUUCCAGCAGCUGCACCCCAGCGUCAGGCCUACGUCAAGUUCUUGGACCAGUUUGCAGAGUGAAAGAUCAAGAAAUGUCUCUGCUCCUACAACCAGCUCCUCUAGGGGUAGCCUCCGUCAUCCAUGCCCUCCCAGGACCCUCCACUCACUGCUGUGAGUGCGCCUCACCAGGACCAGUUAAGAGACAACUAUCAAUUCUUGAGACCCAAAUUAUAUGGGCCCUGCCCUGCACUGAAGAAAAGGGGAGCACAAGGCUUUAAUGGACAUUGACUUGUGAAAACGCAAACAUGAAUAUGGUUGGAGAGCCCUGGAUUAGGAGGGUGACAUGGGGAAGGCAGAGGCUGGCACAUGGUGACUGCCACAUAAUAAAGUGGUGAUUUGGA